AUGUAUUUACGGAACAGAACUCAAACAAAGUUUCAACAUCUGGCACACUAUUCACUUCACAUCACCUUUUGUCUAAUUGACACCUCAAUAAAAGAUCGAAGAGAAUCAAAUGAAAACCCUUCUGAUGAUAAAUUUUCUUCUUUAUUUGUAUACUUUGUGCGAAAAGGUGAUUUUAUCGAUUUUUUAAAAAUCAUCAUCAAAAAUUCUUACUUCAGUUCUUUAUCAUUUCCAAUGGAUGAUCCGGAUCUACAACGCAACAACUCUCUUUCCGCAGUGAUACAAAGAUGUGUUAUGAAACGAUGUAGGAAUGAGGGAGGUCUUGAUACACUUUACGCACAUUAUGUAUAA
This is a messenger RNA of Clunio marinus, 348 nucleotides long. The record is from the annotation of a GenBank genome assembly. NCBI's taxonomy places the organism in Eukaryota, Metazoa, Arthropoda, Insecta, Diptera, Chironomidae.